AUGGUCAGUGAUAUUGAAAAGGCAUUCCAUCAAAUAGAACUCAACCCAAAUGAUCGCGAUGUCAUACGAUUUCUGUGGAUUCAAGACAAAAAGCAACAAGUAACUCAGGAGAACAUUAUCAUCUACAGAUUUGAACGUGUGCCGUUCGGGGUUAUAAGUAGUCCAUUUCUUCUAGCCGCAUUAAUACGACAUCAUUUGAAUAAAAGCAAAACACCCUUUGCCAAGGCAUUAAUGGAUAAUUUGUAUGUUGAUAAUGCAACGCUUGAUGCUGAGACCACUGAUGAGACAAUUGAAAAAUACCAUCAAGCUAAGAAAUUGUUCAAAGACGCAAAAAUGAAUUUGAGGAAGUUCCUCUCGAAUAACUCAAAAGCCAAUCAAGCAAUAAAAGAAGAUCGCCAAUCUGGAAGAAUCACAAGGAUACUCGGUGUCACAUGGGAUAUAGAAGCUGAUGUGCUACAUAUCAAACUACUAAAUGAGGAUAGAGGAACCGAGUCGUUAAGCAAAAGAAUGAUACUUGCCUUAGUUGCUAGGAUUUAUGACCCACUGGGUUUAAUCUCACCGAUAAUUUUACUAAUGAAAGCGUUUCUUCAACAACUAUGGCAAGAAAAACAUAGUUAG
Gongylonema pulchrum is the source of this 618-nucleotide messenger RNA. Lineage: Eukaryota; Metazoa; Nematoda; Chromadorea; Rhabditida; Gongylonematidae. The record is from the annotation of a GenBank genome assembly.